UGUGUUAGUAUGUCUGCGGCUUGUAACGCGGCAGAACAGGCGGAGUUAGAGGAAGGCGAAAUAGAAGACGAUGGUGAGUUACUCGACGAAUUUCCGGAAAUUGUCAUAACGUCUCCACUUCACCGUCAUGCUCAUAGUCGCAAACGCCACCAACCGAGCAGCGCCAAUAGCACUAGCACCAAAGAAAAUAGGAGCAGACAUUCUAAAGCGCGAAAAACGUCGUCAACACAACAAGAGUUGCUCAGCCAGACGCUGGAAAGUCACAACAACAAAGUCUUCGAUGAAAACGUGACAGCUGCUACAAGUACGGGCUACGACCCAUGUUCGCCAAACCUGACCAACGAGCUGCCGCAUAAAUUCACGGAGAGUAGAAAGGCCAACUCUUCUAAACUAUGGAACAGUAUUCACAGCAGGGUUCCCAAACAUGGUGCGAGAAAACGCCAGGCCAUUAAGGACGGCGUGGAAAACAGGCACGACGACUCGUAUUCAAAACUGCUGGCAGAGUAUAAGAACAUCCAGAAUCAGCUUGCGAAGCUUGAGGAACCAGUGUCAACCAGCCACGAGGAAUCAGUAUUAGCGAAUAAUGAAGAGGAGGAAGAAAACCACCAAGCAGUGGAGAUUCCACUGAUAGGACUAGCUGAAACUAACCUCACAUCAAGGGCAGCGAUAACGGCGGGUGAGGAUGGUGAGCUUGCUUCUAUGAAUGUGGGAAAAGGCGAAUCGGAUGUUGUUCUGGGGCAGGGUGACAAUGCGAGGGUGAAUUCGGCACGGACGCAGGACAACGACGAUGACGAGAUAUCAGAGCUGGAGUUACGCAGGAUAGCCCUCGCCUCUGCCGCUGAGAAAGCUGUAGCACAGCACGUGAGAAAAACUCAGAGCAAGUCGCCGCCGAGCCGUCACAAGAUGCGGCCGACGCCAGAGAGGGACAGGCAGAGGAGGAAGGAGCACUACCGCAGACUAGAGAGCCGCACCGAUCCGAGGAAGGCGUCGGCGAUGGGCGUCACACCCGUGCGUCGUCUCGCACGCAAGCAGCGCGAGCGGCUAAAGCGACAGAAGGCGCGCGAGGAGCUGUACCACCAGGAGGAGGCACGUCUGAGCACGCGGCGGGCGAGCGAGCACGAGCGACACGGGAAGCUUCAGCAGCGCACGUCGCACCUGCGCAUCCUCGCGCUCGAAGACAACAAUGAGCAGAUCAACCAGUUCCUGCAGCUGAUGAGGGCAUCUGGACGCAGCGGUUGCCCACCCAGCCCCCCGAAACACACCAGGUCUGGACACGUCGGUCUAGCUUCGCAAGCCGGCUCUACUGACAGGGAUAUCAAACCGACAGCUUCCAGAGACAACUAUGAGGAGGUUGCCAUGGAAAUCGAUGAAGACUCAAACAGAGACUCACCUGGUGAUCAGGGUCCCAUCAUGACUCCGUGGAUGGCCUGCGCCGACGCCUCGCUCAGCGCACAGUCCCUCCUACACCAGUUACAGGUGCUCGCGCGACAGCCGACCGCCGAGGGGGCGCCACCGAGCGACUACCGGCGCCUGACGCGGGACCCGGCAGCGAACGACGUCGACUUCCGCGACAUGCUGAUCGGACAUCAGCGCGACGACGCCACGGCGGGCGAGCUGCCUCCGCAGCCCGUCGCCGCGGUUACGGCGCCGGACGCUUGCCAGCUGACGGAGCUGAUCCGCGAUGCUUCGGCGUCCGCGCACCCCGAGAACACGCUCGCGCCGCCCCGCCCCGCGACGCCGGAUGCUGCGGCCGCGACGAUGACACAGACGAGGAGUGCGGAGGAGGGAAGCUGCGGGAGUGAAGCCAAGCCGGUGGUCAUCACGGACGGGGAGGAUGAGGAUGACGAGGCGAUGAGAGCCAUGCUGCUACAAUCGCUCGCCGUCAAGAAGCGAGGCAAGGAAGAGGUGGUGGAAGUUAAGCUCACGAGGUCACAGGAUCGGCCAGCGGGCAUGCUGAAACCUCAAAACCAAAAACAACAGAUGAAAAGGAAGUUGAAAGCGAAGAUGCAUAAGGUACCCAAGCACAUGCCGGUGGUCAUACAGCUAGGUGACAGCAGUUCGGACAGCGAGGAUGGAGACGCGGUGCGCACGUCGGUCCGCGUCAAUCACUCAGCGUUCCUCAGCAGCCUUGACGUCUUCCUGAAGCGAGCGCGGAAGAGCGUGAUGCACGCGGCUCCCCCCGCACGCAUAGAGGGCGCCGCCACCCCGCCGACGCCGCAGCAGCAGCAGCAGCAAGCGAGGGAGAAGUCGCGGGAUGCGGGCGCGUCGCCGCGGGACCUCGUGCAUCCGACGCCAGACGCCGUGUCGCAGCUUCCUCCCGAACGCAUCAAGGAGUACCGGAGGCUGCGCUGGCAGCUCAUCAAGAAGCAGAUGGACCGGCGGAAAGACGGUUCAGACGGGAAACCCUCCACCGCAGCAUCCACUCCGCAGCUGAAGCCCAAAGCCACGAAGUCCUCCUCCUCCUCCUCCGCGGCUGAAGUUGGCCUCGGCGAUGCUGCGCGAUCGUUGUCGGGGAAGCCCAGAGCCGUGGAGGAUGCCGACGAGGAGGAGAGGAAGAGCAGAGAGCGAGAGGCUGCAGGACGGAGGUUGCAGGAACACAGGGAUUCGAUGGUGCGUGAGCGGCAGGAGGCAGAGAGAAUGCGUCUGGAGCUGAUUAAGAAGAAGAGCAUCGUGCGCAUAGCCGAGCAGAAGGUGAAGAAGCUGACGCAGCAGCUAGACGUUGCUGAGAAGAUCGCGCGCCGCAACAAGCAGCUCAUCGUCCGCCUCAACACACAGGCACAGGAAGUGCAGAAGAGGCUGGAUAGAGGUGCUCAGGUAGAGAAUGAGCUCCUGCACACACAGUCACUAAACGGAGGCAGCGGAAGCAGCGGCGGGGGUGGUGGCGUGGUGAGAUUACUGCAGAAGUCGGGCGGCAGCCGAAAUAUAACAGAGAGAGGUCGGAAUGGAUCGCCACAGAUGAGAGUUGCAAAGCCAGCACUCAGCAACUCAUCGUCACCGCAUCUCGUGGAGAAGAGCGAUAGCAGGCCGCUGACUCCCGUUGCCGUGACGACGGCGGCACAACUGAGAACCUCCACGCCAACCAGCGGGUUAACGUGCCACCCUUCUGCCACUGUGCAACACACCACCACCACCACCAGCAGCAGCAGCAGCAGCAGCAGUUACGUAGGUAAGAGUUUGCCAGGGAGUCUCAGCGGCGGCAGCAGCAGUAGCGCCCCCACGGCCGAGAAGGUACGUCUGCUGCGGCUGCAGAAGGAAUACCUGCAGAAGAUCGCCCGUCUGCAGCAGGGCAUGGCCACCGCCGCGAGUCCCGUCGCCGCUGCGACGCCGUCUGGUCUCCCGUCUCCGACGAAGGUCGUGCAGAGGUCGAAGGUCGCACGGAGGAAGUCGCUGCUGGAGCUGAACGCUAGCACGAGGCCGUGUCUGUCUGAGAACGGGGAGAGCGCGGGGGAAGGCGGGAAGGAAGCCACAAAGAAAGCUGCGAAAGAAACUGGGAAGGAAGCUGCAAAAGAAACUGGGAAGGAACCCGAGAGGAAAGCUGGGAAGGAAGCUUGUGGUGCAACUGGGGAGGAAACCACCAGGAAAGCCGGGAAGGAAGGCAGAGAGGAGGCCAGGAGUUUCGAGGGAGGCUCUGGCGUGACAGAGGGCGCCACUGUGACGAUGCCUGUGGGAGAGGCGCUGGCUCGUGUCACCCAACUACUGAUGGAGUCUUACGAGAGGUCUCCGCUGGAGGGGGCACCGUCGGCUGCCGACUACAGCCUCCAGGGGGCGCUGGUGCCGGCGGCGGCGGAGAGCGUCGACCCUGGCGUGAGCGUCGAUGACGUGUGGUGUAGGAGGAAGCCCGUGGAGAGCGAGACGAUGGGGAGGCUGCAGCCGUACAGCAGCGCGCUGCUGCACUUCAAGUCCUACAGCGAUGUGGCCGUGAGGACAGACCGUGCGCUCGGGGUGCUCGCGCGGGGCCUGGAGACGAAUCGUCACAGCAGCGAACUCUGGAUGCACUACCUGCGCAUCUACAGCAAGCGCGCCGACUGCAGCGACAUCGCCGACCUGUACAAGCAGGCGACGAAGUAUGCGCCCACCUACGCCAUCUGGUGGAUGUGGUUGCAGCAGGAGAAGAACGCUAAGGAGAAGGAUGCGGUAUGCGUGAGCGCCAUCUCCUUCCUUCUCUCCGCGAGAGUUUCCUGCGACGCUGCCGACCCAACAACGGCAGGUGACGACCCAAGCAUGACCCCUGAACCUGCUGUGACCUCUGACCAGACACCAGGAGGCGCUGGCGGCAUGGAUGGCUCACUUUUACCGGCUGCAGGUAAGGAGAGCAUGGCGGAGGGGAAGGAAGGGGAUAACCCCGCGACUGCCGCAGCGAUGGAGGAGGAGAAUCGUGCGCGUCAGCGUUGCCGGCCGGCACCAGCAGAGGGCGUGCGGCUGAGCAUGGAGGAGCGGUCUCACUGUCUGCUGGAGCUGCUGCUGUACAGGGUGCAGCUUCACCUGCAGAUAGGAAAGUCACUGACGGCCAUCACCAUUCUACAGGGGGCUUUGCAGUCGAAGGUUAGGCAGUCCCUGCUGGUGAGGCACCUCGUGUUGACGGAUCGCGUGCUGCUGUGGCUCUCCUACAUCCACCUGCUAGAGAUGAAGUCACUACCCGAACAACUGUUCGAUCCCAGAAACAGCAACCCGGGCAAGAUCGUGUCAAAGAAGCCCUUCCUGUUGCCGUGGCAACCAGGGAUGUUGACAAGUUCCCCGCAGACACUGCUGGCUCUGUUCAAGGAAGCGUUUCGCAGCUGCAGCAUCAGGGAAGACAAGGCGGCCAGCUUCAGCAUGCAGCGCCCUCUAUACAGGAAUCUCAUUCAGAUGGAGAUGGCGAGAAACAGGACUAAGUCAGCGCGGAGCAUCUGUCAGCGCAUGCUGGAGGCGUGUCCGUGUGAGCCCGACAUGUGGCUCGUGCUGGCGGGACUCGCGGCGACCCCUGGUGACGCGCGCCGCGUGCACGACGACGCGAUCGCGCUGAACCCGCACGACGCGCGCAUCUACCACGCUGCCGCGAGGAACUGCAUCGCGCAGGGCAACAGGGAAGACGCAACAACCUACCUCCGGCGGUGCGUCUGCGUGUAUUUCUCGGCGGGAGAAGCAAGUGUGGAGGAAAUGUACCGCAAACUUCUCGGUCAGUCCGUCUCUCUGCACACUAGUCUUGUUCCACGCGAGUCGUCGGCAACGGACAGUAAAGAGACGAUCGCUUCCCAGCGGCUUUACCUGUGGCUUAAUUACAGCCUGCUACUCGACGUCGAGGGGAAGGAGAGAGAAGUGCGGGAAGCUUACGAGUCUGCCCUCUCCGCCGCCGCCUCCACCGACGCCGUGCAGGUCACGUGGAUGCACUACCUCUCCUACGUCCUCAAGCAAGCGACGGCUGCCGAAGCUCGACCUUUGACCCUCAAGUCUUUUGCUCGACUCUGCGAUCUGGUGCACAGAUGUCUAAUGUCGGUUCCCACCAGCUUCCCUCUUCCGUUCACUCCGUCCAGGUAUUGGACAAACUACGGCUUUCACAACCAAGUCGUCGACUUGUUCAUUCGUGGUCUUCCCGAACACCAGGUGGCAGCAGCGUACAGCAAGUUCAUGGAGAUGAUGCCAAACAAUGCAACGCUAGCCGUCAGUGCCAUCUACAUUGCUCAUAAGGAGGGAAACUGGCCCGAGAUGCACAAGCGUCUGUGGAGUGGACUUCAUGCGCUGCCCUACGCUGCGACUCUCUGGAAAGACAACAGACGCCUGCCUGUAAAGGACGCGCAGUUUCCUUUGGUGACACAGUUUCUCAGCUACCUCUCCUACGUCCUCAAGCAAGCGACGGCUGCCGAAGCUCGACCUUUGACCCUCAAGUCUUUUGCUCGACUCUGCGAUCUGGUGCACAGAUGUCUAAUGUCGGUUCCCACCAGCUUCCCUCUUCCGUUCACUCCGUCCAGGUAUUGGACAAACUACGGCUUUCACAACCAAGUCGUCGACUUGUUCAUUCGUGGUCUUCCCGAACACCAGGUGGCAGCAGCGUACAGCAAGUUCAUGGAGAUGAUGCCAAACAAUGCAACGCUAGCCGUCAGGUCUGUACAGCGAGCGAUGGAGGAGAGAGCGAGAACUGCCACCCACCUGUGCAGUGCUGCGCUCGGCUCUAACCCAGCCUGUCUGAAGCUAGUGAAAGUUGCCAUCUACAUUGCUCAUAAGGAGGGAAACUGGCACGAGAUGCACAAGCGUCUGUGGAGUGGACUUCAUGCGCUGCCCUACGCUGCGACUCUCUGGAAAGACCUGCUGCUGCUGGAGGCGGCACGGGGCGGCGGCGCGGGCGGGGCCGCGGGGGCGCUGAGACGCUGCGAGGCACGUGGGGUCGACGUCUCAACCUUCUGCAGGUCUGUCGGCAUCGAACGGACUGCCAGGUUUAGGACUGCCACUGUUGCAUUGCAUGAUCUGGUUGGUUUGAGUUUCUUUGGGUUGGAUUGGGUUCGCAUGGCGUUGCGUGUCACAGUUGCGUUCAGAGUGUUUUGGGUUGGAACCAGAGAGAAGGCUGAUGCUGUGCUUUUCAGGCGGUAG
Messenger RNA from Priapulus caudatus, 6561 nucleotides. RefSeq names its product zinc finger C3H1 domain-containing protein-like. Gene Ontology annotation, molecular function: protein binding. The transcript has 40 exons. Gene Ontology annotation, biological process: RNA processing. The coding region runs from base 10 to 6561 and encodes 2183 amino acids. The record is from RefSeq and is a predicted model, not a curated record. NCBI's taxonomy places the organism in Eukaryota, Metazoa, Priapulida, Priapulimorpha, Priapulimorphida, Priapulidae. Gene Ontology annotation, cellular component: exosome (RNase complex); nucleus.